This is a messenger RNA of Heterostelium album PN500, 1728 nucleotides long. RefSeq lists its product as uncharacterized. The transcript has 3 exons. Bases 1 to 1728 code for a protein of 575 amino acids. The record is from RefSeq and is a predicted model, not a curated record. NCBI's taxonomy places the organism in Eukaryota, Evosea, Eumycetozoa, Acytosteliales, Acytosteliaceae.
AUGAGCCAAUCCAAUCUUGAUAAUACCAGUGUUGGUAAUGAUGAAAUUGGAAUUGUUGUCACUGAUGUUGACAAUAAUACUAUAAAUAUUAGAUAUAGAAAUAAUGAAGGUGAUGCUCAAAAUCAUUUGACACCUCCAGCUUCUCCAUCACAACCAGGUGAUCUUGAAAGACAUCGCACUCCAUUGUCAGAAAUUGUGACAUUGGAUAGUAUCGAAGACACUCAAGCCGAUGACGAAGUUGAUUCCGACUAUACAGACUCUGAAGAUGAAGACAGAGAAGGUGCCGAUACCAUUUCCAACGAAAGAGGUGAUGUCGAGAUGCGUUCGGUCAACGAUGACGGUGAUAAAAAUAAAUUGGAAAGAAAAGAGUCGAAAAAGAUGAAUCAUCGAAGAAAUAAAUUGUCACUGCCAUGGCACACUCUAGAGUUGACUUGGGACUACGCCAAAGUUAUGUUUAUUUGCGCAAUCACUACCAUCAUUGGUGCUUUUGUAAUUUGGGCUUUCUCAAAGCCAAACUAUGUUAUUCACAACAAUGGAACUUUAAAAUAUUUCCAUCAAGAAUCGAUUGCCAUUUUGGUAUGCGGAUUCUUUGUUUCUGGUCUUACCAUUUUCACAUGCAUUCAGUUUAUUGCAAUUUACGGUUUAAAAAGAGCGAUCGAUACAAAGUUUUAUUUGUGGGCAUUGGCUGCCUUGGCACUCUUCACAGUAGUUCCAUGGGGAAUGUACGUAGGUAAAGUUUCCUAUUGGUAUUGGUUAGGCGAUGUCAUUCUUUUGAUUCUUGGAUACUGUGGACUUUGCUUUGUUAUGGGAUUCCUUGGAAAGAAGUACCAAACCACUCAAGAACGUCGUAGAAAUGCUUUGGCGUUCCUUGGAACCGAAACAUUGGUAUCAGCAACCGCACUGCUCUAUGGUAUGUUUUUCAUCCAAGUUUACACCAACUUUUCAGACUAUGCCAAAAUUGUAUGGCGUCUUGUAAUCCAUCCAAUCUACUUUGAAAUAUUCAUGAUGAUUCCAGUCCGUUUGUUGGUCACAAAACAAAUGGAAAAGAAAGGUGUUUCAAUCAUGCAUUCGCUGGCUGUUGUCCAUGCACAAGCUCAUAUUUCAACAUUGGGUCGUAUGAUGAUUUCAACCAUCAAUGAAAUCGAAUUUACAAUCAUCUCUGUGUUCCUUUUGAAUAUUGGAAAGUUAGUAUUCCGUUCAUCCGUUCAGAUUCGUGAUAAAUAUGCAUCAAGAGUUUUGGAAAAAGUAAUGGGAACUGAACACAAAGAAUCAAAAAAGUUUGUGCGUGCUGUCGGUUUAUUUACCGAGAUGAUCAUGGAGAACGCCUCCAUUCCAGCUUCAGCCUUCAUGAUGUGGUUGUUCUACGAUCGUCGUGCUCUCUUCUUCCUUCCCUAUCCAUCUGGUGGUAGUUUCACUUUUGACGCCGCAGUAAUCAAUGUUGUCAUACAAAUUGUAAUUGCCAUACCAUUCGAUAUCAUCACACUGAUCAUUAACGAACGUUACUUUGGAUUGCCAUUGGAGAGAGCAUGGAAGAAGAUGAGAGAGAAGUGGUUACCAUUCUUUGGAUUCUUGAUUUAUGGUGUUAUCACAAUGGGAAUGAUCGGUGUAUUAUGGAUGGCUUGCAGAUUGCCAAGAUUCAUCACAUGCAAAUCAGAAAAUGUUUGUGAUUUUAAUCCAACAAACUCAACCAAUUCACAAGACUCAUCAAAUUCAACAUCUGGAAGUUAA